CUAGAGAGAUCGCGUAACCGAAUCUUGUCGCAAAAUGUUCGAAUGGACUCAAAUUCCGCCACCACAUUUCAUUUUCGCAUUCGCCUCGAACACGACAGCCACCAACAUGCCGAUCGAGACGGACAGUUCGCAAAAACACCUUCUCAUCAAGGAAGAACAACUCCUCAUGAAGGACGAAGCCGUCGCGCCCAAAGUGUCUCGCACGCGCAAGGCCCUCAUCGCGCUCGGUACGAGCCUCGCGUUCCUUGGCGCGUACUCGGCGGCUGCCGCGGACACGCAGCCCAUGAUGCCGACGGUGGUCAACGCCAACAUGCUCCAACAGGCACCGUCGCCGGCGUGCACGUUCAAUGACGGCGACCUCAUCACGGUGCAGGCCGACACCGGCAAGCUCCUCGCCCGUUGCAACGGCUGCAUGCCGAACGGUGCUAGCCCAGACUCGGCCUUCUUCCACGUGUCGACGUCGACGGGUAACCCGUGGGCCGUCUGGAAGGUCACCAACACGGGCAACGGCAAGCUUGCGCUCCAAGCCGACUCUGGCAACUACUUGGCGCGCUGCAACAACUGCGCGCCCGGUGCCGCAUACCCGGACGAGGCGUUCGUCCACGUCAAGGACUGGCGCACCGGUCCGUGGGCCCAGUGGACGUGCGUCGACGCUGGCAACGGCAAGAUUGCCUUCCAAUCGGACACGGGCAACUUCCUGGCGCGCUGCAACAGCUGCGUCCGCGGCGGAGCGUACCCGGAUGCGGCUUUUGUGCACGCCAACGCCUACACCAACGGUCCGUGGGCUCAGUUCACAGUCAACCGCCUUCCGUCGCCCGCGUGCACGUUCACGGACGGUCAAGUGAUUGGGCUUCAGGCCGACACGGGCAAGUUCCUUAGCCGCUGCAACAACUGCGUCUCGGGCGGAGCAUACCCCGACUCGGCGAUGAUCCAUGUCUCGGCGCUCGCGGGCAACCCGUGGGCGCAGUGGAAGGUUUACAACACAGGCAACGGCAAGCUCGCGUUCCAGGCGGACUCUGGCAACUACUUGGCCCGCUGCAACAACUGUGCAACCGGUGCCGCGUACCCGGACGAAGGCUUUGUGCACGCCAAGAACUGGCGCGACGGUGCGUGGGCCCAGUUUACAUGCGUCGACCUCGGCAACGGCAAGAUCGGUCUCCAGGCCGACACGGGCAACUUUGUCUCGCGCUGCAACAACUGCGUCCGCGGCGCGUACCCCGACGCGGUCACGAUGCAUGUCAGCAACCCCAAGCUCGGCGCGUGGUCGCAGUGGACGGUCGUCAAGCAGUAAGCAAGACCACCAUUCGAUCUACGUCCCGCGGCCGUCGCGUGCCUGUGUCCAUGGUGCAGCUGUCUAACCUCGUGAAUCAACGUUCUAUUCUUCGUACUAACAA
This is a messenger RNA of Saprolegnia diclina VS20, 1394 nucleotides long. RefSeq lists its product as hypothetical. Lineage: Eukaryota; Oomycota; Saprolegniomycetes; Saprolegniales; Saprolegniaceae. The coding region runs from base 35 to 1291 and encodes 418 amino acids. The record is from RefSeq and is a predicted model, not a curated record. The transcript has a single exon.